GUGUCCUAAUCUAAGCCUGAGAUCUGUAAUGUAGCUCUUGCUUGUGAUAUCAUUUUAACAUACGUCUACGCUCAUUUACACGAUUUACGUGUACGUCUAAAAUACAUUCAAUAUCAGGGAGUGACUAUUAAUGGGACGUUUUUGCCGGAUGUUUACAUUUUCGUGUCGUCGUUUCACCGGCGAAGCAGCCGCUGGUGGGUCUUCCAUCAGGAAAAAGCGGCAACUUCUGCUGCUGGACCGUCUGAAUCGUCAAACACUCUGUAAAUAUCUCGGUGUUAAUAUCUCUAAGACUGGAUAUUUCGAGACAUAUAUUAAAGUUCCACCUGGAAUGACUCAUUCAGUGAGGUGCGCUAUUGCAUCUCUGUAGAGGGGAAGCACAUCUUUAAGGUAACUGUACCAGGAAAAAAGAUGCCAGGUCUGCAGGGUGAAAAUGUUGUGGCGGCGCUGGGGAGCCCCAUCAAGAAGAGUAAGCUUUCUCUGAAGUUCCUUCAGAAGAAAGAAGCUAAGCGGGCUCUGGAUUUCUCUGAACCUCAAGCAGAUGAGCCCAAAACAGUUGAACAAGUGGAGCCUGAAGCAAGCAGCUGUGAUCAGGUGGUCCCCGGUCCUUCUCCUCGUCCAGCCUCAGCCGGCCUUCUCCUGCCGUUUGACAAGAGAGAGACCGUGGUGCCAUUUGUGGGGCUCAACAACUUGGGCAACACCUGCUAUUUGAACAGCAUCUUACAGGUGCUGUACUACUGCCCCGGGCUCAGAGACGGCAUAAAGAAACUGUACAGCCUGUCUAAAAGAAAGGACAAACCAAAGGAAGAAAGUGAUAAAAGUGAAGAGCAGUCAGAAGAUGUCACUGAGACUUUGCCGGCUCAAAUGGAACUCCUCUCGAGCUUCAACAGUCUGAUAACAUCAGUGGAGCAGCUGCAGUGCAGCUUCCUGUUAAACCCCGACGGCUUCAGUGAAGGAGAACUCUCUACACCGCCUCGUAAAAUACUCCACACACUCAGGCAGCUGAACCCCAUGUAUGAAGGCUAUCUUCAGCAUGACGCUCAGGAGGUGCUGCAGUGCAUCCUGGGAUAUAUCCAAGAGGCUUGUGACACCAUCAGGAAGGAGUUGGAGACAGAGGAUGCCGAUGUAUCUGAGGUUAAACUUGAGAACGGCGGCCAUUUGGAUUCCAGCUGCUCUGCGACAGAAUCCAAGACUCCCACAGAAGAAGACGGCCAAGUCAGCGGCAAGAGGAAAAGUGACACCGAAGUGGGAAAUGCCAAAAAGAAGCCAAAAUCCGUCAAGUCCAAGAAAUCUGAUGCGGAGGAUAAUAAACCCCUGACUCGAUCGAAGAGGAAGUCCACCAGUGACAUCACGGUGGGCAACACCCGAGACAAAGUUGAAGAGGAGGCCGAGGAUGAGGGGACGAAGAAAGUGAAUAAGGAGGAGGAAAAAGGGAGUGACGCUGAGGGGAAAGGUGAAAAGGCAUCUAAAGAGGCAGAUGGGAAAAUACAGAAAAGGUCUAAGCUGAGCUGGUUGAGGCCUUCUGGGAAACAACCAAGUAUUUUCUCCAAGUUUCUCAGCGUGGGGAAGAUCAGCUCCGUGAAGACCCAAAACAAACCAGAGGAGGAGAGCGCACUCACUGACCAGCAGAGUCCGAACCACAAGACCAGCGAGGAGAGUUCAGCACAGAACAUGGCUGAAGACAAGAAGCCAGUAAAACUUCAAGAGGGUCUGGACAUGAUGGAGCACUUGUUCCAGGGCCGACUGGUUCUGCGGACUCGCUGUCUGGAGUGUGAGAGCUUCACUGAGAGGAGAGAAGACUUCCAGGACAUCAGUGUCCCGGUGCUCGAUGACGAACCCAGCAGCCCAGACGACCUCUCCGAGGUCUCUCCUGAUCCCAAACCAGAGCUGAAGACUCUGAAAUGGGCCAUCUCCCAGUUUGCAUCAGUGGAGCGCAUCGUUGGGGAGGACAAAUACUUCUGUGAGACGUGUCAUCAUUACACAGAAGCUGAGAGAAGUCUGCUGUUUGACAAAACUCCUGAAGUGAUCACCAUUCACCUGAAGCGCUUCUCUGCCAACAGCUCUGACUUGGACCCAUAUGCAGGACUGUCUAAAGUCAACACUCCCUUGCAGACCCCUUUGACCUUGUCUCUGGAAGAGUGGUGCACCCGGCCCUCGUCCACAAUGGGUCAACGCUAUCAGCUGUUUGCUGUGGUCAUGCACAGUGGCAUCACCAUCAGCAGCGGCCACUACACCGCCUACUGCCGUAUGUCCGAUCUGAAAGAUGUGAAGCUCUGGCUGCGGGACACAAAAGAAACGAAGGAGGAGGAAAGUAAAGAGGCAACGAGGGUGAAAGACGAAGUGCUGGACUAUGAUGACGGAGAGGUGUCUUUCAGUCUGAAUGCAAGGGGGAAGAGAGGUGCGAGUUUGGCUGGCAGCAAAACGGCAGGAAAGAAGCUGUUAGAGGGGGCCGUUGGACUCUUAGGGGGCCAGAGGAGUCUGGCUAGUUGUGACAUUGGGAGCAGCAGCAAACACACGGAAAAAGCUUCCAGCAGUGGAUCAACAGAGGGAUCCAAACGGAGGAAACCAGUUAAUAGCCUGAGCCAAAAUACAGAAGCAGGACUAAACAAGGAGGCUAGAGGAGGAGAGAAGACUUCCUGUGGCGGGGUGGAGGCCACAGAGCAGCAGGCUUUGAACAACCUCCUUGAAUAUGAGGGCAAAUGGCUGCUGUUUGAUGACUCUGAGGUGCGUUUGUUUGAGGAGGAGGAUUUCCUGCAAGCCUGCUCCCCUGAGACAUCAUCCUCAUCGACACCGUACCUGCUUUUCUACAGAAGGAUGCCUGAACCCGGACACUAACCAGAACACACGGGCCGCUGUUGACUCAGGGUUUUGUGCCAGACAGGCUUUUUGGCAGCUGAGCACCCAGACAAAGUACAGCUGUAUUUUACUACAAACCGUGCCAAACAUACUGUGGCUGCCAUAUUAGCACUUAACCUGAAGAUAAUUUUCACAGAGCAAACAGAGGCUCGCCUCAGAGCUCCAUGAACCAAUAUAGGUUCAAAGUCAUAUUUUAGAAAUGCUGAGAUAAAUUGGGAUUUAAUUUUCUACGUGCUGAGAUUAGUUAAGCUUUUUGAGACUCUUUUUUUUUUUUGGGAUGUGGUCCUUGCUUCUGGAAGAUGGGUAUAUUGAUCUGUCUUUUUGCUCUGUACUUAUUUUUCUUUGACACUGGUUUUGGUUAUUAUUUUUGUCACUGUCCAUAACAUGUCGUGUUAUUGAGUUUGUAUGGUUCCUUUUUACAAAUUGGAAAAGCACUUUUGAACUAAAAUCUAAUUGAAUGCUAAAUGUUGAGAACUUCUUCGUCUAUCUGGAUACUUUCCUAAAAUCCAUUUAUUUGCAUUUACAAGAGACUAUAUGUUUUGUAAUAGAUUACUCCACUAAAAGCCAGAUAUUCUUCCCAUUUGCAAAGCAACACAUAAUAUGCUUCAUGAGGUUAGAGAACAUAACGCUGCAAUUUUGAAGAAAAGCCUUAUCCCACCAACUCCUCGACGUUUCUGUUUAGCAGAUUCCUUAAGUUGUUUUUCUACAUUUAAAACCUAAAGUAUUAAGACUGAUCUGUGGCAUUUUAACAUGAAACACAAUAAAUGUUUAUGUAUGCCAAACUAUACAUAUUUUACUCAAAGUUAAUGCAGGUCGCUGAGUGGCUCGCUUUAAGGUGACUAUAUGUUCAGACAGAUUAUGAAAAGCUGCCUUUGUUCUUCCACAUCUCCUUUAGUAUGCAUUUACAAGACUUUACAAGAGCAACCAAUCUUUUUAAGACGCAUCUCAGACGUAUGGAUUAGAUUGCUUGCUAUCUUCAUACGUCCAGUGUUGGCAGUGUAUUAAUCGUGUGCGUGUGUGUGAGCUGAAUCGUAAAACUAAAUGCUUUGAAUUCAAAUUAAUCAACGUCCGACUUCUACAAAUGUUACACUUCCACAUACAUCCCAACAACUACACAGUGAAGGUGAUCUUUCAUCUCAGGUUCUACAGCAGAGUGUUUAAGUCCAUGGUUUCAGGGAUUGCAUCAGUUAUUAAGCUUUGUGAUUAAUACCCCCCAUGACGGGGCAUCGUCAGUAUAAAUCCCAUGUGCAUGGGGAAAGGGCUUUUCAGAGCAAGUUUUGGGAUUUAACAAGUGCUUACAUAUAAUGUGACAGCCUGUGUGUCGUCUCAUUCUAUACGCAAUAAACUUUUUACCUUCA
This is a messenger RNA of Cottoperca gobio, 4211 nucleotides long. RefSeq names its product ubiquitin specific peptidase 1 (gene usp1). Bases 409 to 2832 code for a protein of 807 amino acids. Gene Ontology annotation, molecular function: cysteine-type deubiquitinase activity. Lineage: Eukaryota; Metazoa; Chordata; Actinopteri; Perciformes; Bovichtidae. The record is from RefSeq and is a predicted model, not a curated record. The transcript is spliced from 9 exons. Gene Ontology annotation, cellular component: nucleus; cytosol. Gene Ontology annotation, biological process: protein deubiquitination.